Messenger RNA from Oppiella nova, 807 nucleotides. Lineage: Eukaryota; Metazoa; Arthropoda; Arachnida; Sarcoptiformes; Oppiidae. The record is from the annotation of a GenBank genome assembly.
AUGUCACAACAUCUACACUUCCGGCGCUCGUACCGGUCGGCGCCGCCUAAACUCGUGCCGGCGAUCAUCUCGUGUCAGACCUCCUGUUGUCUCGUCUUUCUGGGCGUCGUUCUACUUAUCGCCGGAAGUAUAGCCCGUUUCGUGGCCGGCAAUGACAGCCCGCCCUCCAAGGAGUUCGACACCAAAUUCUUUAACGAUGCCAGGAGUGACUUUGCCAAAGGUCCCAGAAUUGUAGGGGGAAUACUAUUGAUAAUUGGUUCGGCAAUAACCGGGGUCUCGAUCAUCGGUUUUAUAAUGUCAUGCUGCUUUUAUGCUAAAUACCAGGGGGAAAGGCAUUUAGUGAUAACGGCUCAACCCAUGUCAAACCCAAUUUUAUUCAACCCUAACAUGACUGGUGCCUAUCCACACGCACCAACACCUAUACAGAUACCGGUAUCAAAUGUCGACUAUCCAUAUACAAAUAAUAUGAGUUAUCAGUACCCGGGACCUGUCGUAUCAUCUGUAUACAAACAGCAGGGUCAAUGUGAAAUGCUGGAUGAUAAGUCUACGCGGUUUAUAAAAGACCGGUUCGAGGAAUUAGCACAUAAGGAAAAAGAGAUGUUUAAAGAAAAUGAUAGGCCUACGUUUGAAGUGCACGCAGCCGACGCACUGGCAGUUCAGUGGCCCCGACCCACACAUACCCCACUUAUUACAGCAAUAAGCCGUACCCGACUCGGGAUCGCAAAUAUGGUGUUCCCCAUGAACCUUAGGCACAAACCUACCACACCUACCGGCCCUAUUGGCGCCAUCCGAUUCAGUCCAUCAUAA